Messenger RNA from Lates calcarifer (barramundi perch), 4533 nucleotides. It is a transcript of the gene coq10b, whose product is annotated as coenzyme Q10B. The record is from RefSeq and is a predicted model, not a curated record. The transcript has 5 exons. Gene Ontology annotation, molecular function: ubiquinone binding. The coding region runs from base 70 to 786 and encodes 238 amino acids. Gene Ontology annotation, biological process: ubiquinone biosynthetic process; cellular respiration. Lineage: Eukaryota; Metazoa; Chordata; Actinopteri; Centropomidae. Gene Ontology annotation, cellular component: mitochondrion.
GGGGGCGGUACUGAAUCUACGGGCACUGAUGCCUGACAGGGAGCGGAGAGAUCCAUCAAAGAAGGGAAGAUGGCGAGAGGCGGACGGAGCUUGAGAAAAAUAGCUGAGUGCUUGAAACAGUUACCUUCUGUAGCCAGCAGGGAUUUACAGACCAAGAACAACGUCAGAUACCUGUCGUCAUGUGGGAUCCUGAUGACGCAAAUGCCUCCCCUGCUGGGUACAGCCAUGCCAGGGCGCAGCGUUGUGUUGCCUGCCCGCAGCUUCUUCAACCUUGCCGAUUCCUUCUCCAAGAGGAAGGAGUACUCCGAGAGACGAAUCAUUGGGUAUUCCAUGCAGGAGAUAUAUGACGUGGUGGCCGGUGUGGAAAACUACCGCCUCUUUGUUCCCUGGUGUAAGAAAUCUGAUGUGAUCUUCAAGCGAUCUGGGUUCUGCAAGGCCAAACUAACUGUUGGCUUUCCUCCUGUGGUGGAGAACUACACCUCUCUUGUCACUACAGUACGCCCCCACCUGGUCAAGGCAUCCUGUUCAGACGGUAAACUGUUCAACCACCUGGAGACAGUUUGGCGCUUCAGCCCUGGCCUCCCGGGUUACCCUCGUACCUGCACUGUGGAUUUUGCUAUCUCCUUUGAGUUUCGCUCGCUCCUCCACUCCCAGCUCGCUCACGUCUUCUUCGAUGAGGUGGUGAAGCAGAUGGUGUCAGCAUUUGAGCGUCGCGCCUCCAACGUAUACGGUGCAGAGACGGUUAUCCCUCGUGAGCUCAUGUUCCACGAGAUUCACCACACGUAGCGUUGCCCCCUGACACACAAACACAGAUAACGCAGACAAACACAAAGCCCGAUGCCAAAGAGAAAUGAGAGGGGGGAAAGUGUAGACAGAAAGAAGAGACUACCUGUGUUCUAACUGCAGUGCCUUUCCCACAACAAUGACCAAAUUCCAACGAUUUCCUAUCUCAUCUUUUAUAACUGAUGUGGAUCCACCUGCUAAUUUUCACCUUGGUGCUAAACAUUUCAACAUUAUUUGCACUGUCAUUCCCAUUAUCAGAGCUCAAUCUGUGCCUGGUUGUGAAACUGAGCUCACAGGUUAUGAGUGUGAGGUGAAAUCAUGGCUUAGCAGCGCUGUCAGUCGUGAUUGGUCAAGUGAGCAUGUCAUCACAUCUGUCAACAUUAGCUACACUGCUCUAACUACCUUACAACCACUUCAGAUUUAAAAAGCUGCUGCAGGAAGACAGUAUGUCCUCCAGAAGCUCUGGUAGUUCAACUUAUUUGUCUGCUCAUGGUGACGUGUUACAUCCUGUCAUCUCACUCAUAUGUUUGAUUCAUUAGUUGAUUAAUAGAUAUAGAUUAUAAUGAAUAUCCUUGGGUGUUGGACUCUUGGACCUGGACAUUUUCACAAUUUUCUGCAUUUUAUAGACUAAAGAAUCAAUCAGUUAACUGAUAAUUUAAUUAGUUGCAGGCCUAUUAGACUAAUUUUCAUUUCAGUGAGAUUGAUUUUGAGAUGUAUAGUAUUUGAUUUUCAGGGAGUUAAGUGCAUAUCACCUGUAUUGAGAUCCAGGCUGCAACUAUUUCAUCAUCGAUCUGCUGACAUUUUUGUCUCAAUUAAUUGAUUAGUUGUUUGGUCUAAAAUGUUCAGUUUAUAUUUAUGUAAAACGGGAAAAACAGAAAGUCCUUAAAGGAGCAGGAACAAGUUGAUUCUUGACAUUUUAUCUUUAUAAAUGAUCCCCGCUGUAGUUGGGAUGCAGAUGAGCCCACCAGAGGUUGUAUGAGAGAAGGGAACAUUUUAAGAUAUUUCCCCCUUUAGCAGGUCUGUGCCUGAGGUGAAGCUACUUGAAGUUGUAGUGUUGACUAAAUCUUAUAAUUUAGUCAGUUUGGAUAAUGGUAAAUGCUGUGCUCCUUUUCCCUACUUCUGUGAUGAACUGUGCACAACAUUGAGCUUCAUGUGUCAGACAGUUCAUGGGUUGUCCAAGGUCAACCCCAUUACAUGUACAGGCCCAUCUGUAAUCUCAAGGAUCCUUCACUUCCUCUGACAGCUGACCCACAUCCGAUGUGAGUUCAGUGGAAAAGAAUUAUAGAGGACUGAGUGAGAGAUUGACUCAGGUGUGACCAAUUAGAAAGUGAUCAACAGAAAGUACAAGUACAAGUGAUGUGCAAAUUAUUACGCUGCUUCCUUGGCAAUGAAAAAGUCGUGAUGGGAAGAGUUUAGUUUUUAAAAUAAUCAUAGUAACAGCCCUGGACCACACGUUUUUUUCCCCAGCCUUGAUUAUUCAGACUGUGGUUACAGCAGUGCAGUGAGCUAAUGACAGUAGCUGAUUUAUUAUGACACAUUUUCUAACUUUUGUGGCCCUCGAAGAAUAAUAAAAAUGUAGUAUUGUAUAAGACUCCAGUUCACAGCUGAGAUGGGUCAUUACUUACAGAUUAUGUUACAGUUAGUCCCACAGGAAGUGCAAGAGGUUAAAGUGAUGAUGUGAUGACACAAGCAGCAACACCAAUCACUGUGAGACCAGGGUCCAAAUAGUGUUAAAACCUUGAUGCUUGUCUGUGGAGACUUGAAUGUGAAGGGCACAAAACAGCAAGAAAAAAUCAUGUCUAAAACUAGGCUUGGGCAUCUGAACUAAUAUACCUGGGCCUGGGGUGAUUAGGCCCACCAGGUGUAAGGAUGAUCCAUUACUAUUUGGCUGUUUUAUUUUUGUAUUGUCUCAUUUAUAGAGGCAUAUUUUUCUACAAGACCACCUCUAAGUGAACAUAAUAUAUUUUUGCCCAUAAAAGUGCAUCUAUUCCUCUCUAUAUGUUAAGCACUGAAUGGGACAUUCUGCUAUAAUGUUAAGUGAAACAUAGACAUUUCAGGUAUUUCUUUACUGAUGAAAAAGGACGAUUGAAGAUAAAAUGUAUUUAGUACAUAUAACAGGGAACUUGGUCAAUACAAAACUACAACAUAAAAGCAUUAAAUCACACAUAUACUAUAUUAAGGGAUGUAAUGACUGAUUCUGCCCAAGCCUAGGGUUAUAAUGCAUGAUAACCCCAUGGUGACACCACAAUCACAUACUGUAUGUAAUAAGAAUAUAUUAUAAGUAUAAAGAGGCAGAGGCAGGUUAGACACUGUGUCACUAGACAUUUUGUAUAAAAAGGACGUGCAGGAGGAUGUGUUAAAAUGACUGCAGACAGAUGUACUAAGUGUACUGUAUACUAUCAGGAAUACACACCUUUCAAAAGGUGCUGAACUUUUAAUUUUUGCUUUAUUUCAGUAGGGGGCAGUGUUUUUUUUUUUUUCUUCUAUUUCUUCUUAAUGUGACAUACACUAUGCUCUCAUCAUUAUUAAGAGAGUGAUGCUGGACAUAAGAGUUGCUAAAUUAUACAGCAAAGGGUGGUUUUACUUUUUUCUUAAGUGUGCAAUAUGAGCAGUGUAAGUGUUAUUUUUAAAUGCAGCUAAGCAAGCAUGUAAACCCCACUGUCGUUGUAAGGGCCCAAACUGGCUGACUAGGCAGAGGCAAGGCCCUGUAUUUAUCAAACCUGAAUGAGUAAUCACACUUUAAAAUGCUCUAAAAUACCAGUGUAAGAGUGAAACAGUUGUUGGCUGAGUGAGAGCAAUUCAUUAUAAUGAGAAACUUUAUUAAAAAAUUAGUUUCUCACUAUUUUCUCAUGAAGGACAACAAUGACCUACAUGAUCUAUUUUUCAUGACACUGGCAGAAAUGGGUUUCCACAUUAAUCAAACAAAUCCCUAAAUCUAAUUAAUUACAGAAAUUUAACACAGUUGUAUAUGUUUAUCAUGAGUAAAUACACAAAUGAAAUGGAAAAAAAAUCUGCUGCAAACCUUCCAGUCUACAUUUUGUUGAUAGACAUCAGAGAGAUGUUAUAAUAAAGAGACUUUAGUUUAACACUGACAAGGGCAGACAAUGAAGAUUGUUUAGACAUUGAUUGUAAAUAAAAUCAGUAUCAGAUUUAUUCUUGUUUGUUUGAAGGCCUGAAAUGCAGAAAACAGAGGCUCUGUUCCUGUGCAGCUCUCUGGCAUUUAAGAGCAUUUUUUAAGUCAAAAGAUGUUAACAUUACAUUUGUGAGUGAGAGUAAAAGUGAAGGAUUUCAGUUUUUAUCUUCCAGUUAAGUCCAUGGUUUUACUCUUGGUAGUUUGAUGAAUACUGGUCAUAGACACUUUGACCUGUCCAGUCAGUCAGGAUGCUGUUUCAGUGAGGUUAAUCUGCAGCCCUGAACCCACAUCACUCACAGAGUGCCUCCUGGCCUACUGGCAGCAUAUUUAUCUCCAUUUUUAAACAUUAUACUCAUUUUAACAUAUUUAUUACUUAGUUUAAGUGUAAAUAUUGGUUUAGAAAUCAUGUAAGAAAGAUGUAUACACACUGCUUUUAAAGAGAAUAGGUUCGUGUGUGUGUGUGUGUUGUCAUGGAACAGGAAAAGGACUUCUUGUGUAAAUGAUGUUUUGUGAUGAAUGACUUCAGAAAGAUGUACCAACUGCAUGAUUUAUAAACUAUUUUUUCUAAAAAAAAAAAAAAAAAUCUGACUCAUGUCUUUGUUUUGGGUUUAUCUCUA